AUGGAGUCAAAACAACAGCUUCUCGAGCCGACGCAACUCGGCGUAUCUCUAAGGAAGUCUAAGAACCGAUAUUUUCGAAGUGUAUGGAUUUCUGGUCUGUCCACUCUCUUUCUUCUUGCUCUUACUGGGCUAUGGAGGAACGGAUACGCGCUCAGCGACCUACUUGGUAGCUGGGGCAAGGACACUACGAGUGGGCCAGAGCGACUCACGAGGAAAUAUACGCUUCGGACCGGAGUGAGAUGGAUGAACCCAGACGGAGGUCGAUGGAGAGUCAUGUUUGUUUGCAACGGGCAGACGCCUUGCCCUACCCUGCACGCCCAAGAAGGUGACCUCGUCGAAGUGACAGUCAAGAGCGACGUCUACUCUCAAUCCUCGAUUCACUGGUCUGGCAUCGGACACAAGGCAACUGGGAGCUGGAAUGAUGGCGCAGCUGGGAUUUCGCAGUAUCCCAUUCUUCCUCGCGGUAACUUCACAAGCGUGAUUGACACAACAGGUUCUUGGGGACUGAACUGGUACGCCGAGCACACAACUGCUGCCUCAGCUGAUGGCUUGUAUGGCAUGGUUUACGUCGCGCCGAGUCCAUCGCGACUUCGUCCGUAUCGUCUUAUCACCACAGAUGACAUUGAAGUACGCAAGAUCAUGGAGGCCGAGAAGGAAGUGCGCCAUCUCGCCGUCAAGAAUCACCAACAUCGAGACACCGGCUGGAAAAUGCUACGCAUGCGAGCCGAAGGUUCAGAAUUUUAUUGCUACGAUUCAAUCCUUGUUAACGGGAAGGGCCGUGUUCACUGCCGCCAAGCAGGCUACGAGCUGCUGAAUGGAUUCCAUCUGGAUGAAACAGGUUGCGUUCAGCCACCUGGUCUACCCGAAGAAUCUUGCACGCCAAGCGAGUCGGACUACGAGAUCAUCGAAACGAAUGGCAGGGAUUACAUAAUGAUGAAUCUCAUCAACAUUGGCUUCGAGCAUUCUGUCAUGGUAUCCAUUGAUAACCACAAAUUGACUGUAGUUGCGAACAAUGGCGGCUUCGUUAUUCCCAAAGGAGCCGAUGCUGUAUACAUACCCAGUGCUGGUAGGGUUACCGUUCUGGUAAAACUGGAUGCGGAACCUGGGGACUAUGCCAUGCGCAUCUCGUCCACGAGCCAGAUGCAAAAUCUGCAAGCCUACUCAAUCUUGAGAUACCCAGCUAGCAGGAGACCUAUCCUCGGCGAGCCAAUGAAAGUUCCAAAGCCAAAUUCACUCGACGAUAUCUGUGUUCUGCCUGAUGGCUCUACAAACGAGGGCUGCAAAGUGGUUGAAGGCCAGUUCCUACCACCCUACCCUACCAUACCGCCUCCGGCGGCCAAGAGUUCGCGUCUCGAGACAGCGGACUUCACUUUUCGUCUUGCUGCCGGUUCUCAAGCGUCGCUCACCGAGGCUCAUGUGCCGGAGUUCUAUCUCAAUGAGAAGCCUUGGCAGCUAUUCCGCUCAUCUUUGAUGCCUCUUCUCUUCCAGGGAGCAAAUCAAUCUGACUCUCAGGAGACCCUUGGUAAACCCAUCAUUGAAGGCAUUCCAAUGGGGUCCGUUGUCGAUCUCAUCAUCGAGAACAACCUGAACGACACGGUGCCGCUCUACAAACAUGCUGAUCCUGCAUGGCUACUAGGCGCGCAGGCGAACGAGAGGUUCUCACACAAGAGCGUUGAAGAAGCCAUGGUGGGUGGCACCCAGCUUUCGAAGUCCAUCAACCUACGCGAUCCCGCUCUCGUCAUAGUACAUGACCUUCCCCCUCUCGGGUGGAGCGUUCUACGCUUCAAAGUAACGGCCAAGGCCGCUACUCUGAUUCAUGCUGUAAAGCUCAGGUAUUUUGCGCUGGGCAUGUCCGCGCCAAUCAUGGAGGGCAUCUUGAGUAGUGAUCCAGUUGAGUUCCCGGAAUCGGCUAUCAACCGCCCACACGUAGAGUUCGAGCCGAAGAACGAUGGCGUAUUUGGAUAA
Colletotrichum orchidophilum is the source of this 1965-nucleotide messenger RNA. RefSeq lists its product as uncharacterized. The coding region runs from base 1 to 1965 and encodes 654 amino acids. The record is from RefSeq and is a predicted model, not a curated record. Gene Ontology annotation, molecular function: copper ion binding; oxidoreductase activity. NCBI's taxonomy places the organism in Eukaryota, Fungi, Ascomycota, Sordariomycetes, Glomerellales, Glomerellaceae. The transcript has 11 exons.